AUGAACGAGGAGGGAGAAGCGCAUGGUUGGGGAGCAAUCCGAUGGGAUGACGGUGAUGAUUACGAUGGAGUCUUCAAACAUGGGGAAUUGAAUGGUCGAGGAACGUACACCCGCCAGAGCAAGAGUCAGUUCUUGAUCGAGUUUGAAGAAGGAAAACCUGUUGGGAAAGGAGAGAUGUACGAAAAUUUUAACAGCAAGAAAGAAAUGAUUGUCUACGAUGUGGAGUUUGAUGGUUCGGGCAUGCUGGAAGACUGCGCGCCUACAGUGAAGCAGCGUAAGCGUCUUCCGGACUACAAAGAAGCCAUGAUCCCGGUUUGUGGGAUGUUGUCGGGCCCCUCUGGCGGACCGUCCAGUUAUGAUCACAUACAUCCUGUGAGCGGCGAACUCAUCUGGGCAAGACCAUCGCGCGCAGAUUACGUGCUCUUCAAUGCCGAGGAUUGUCGAGGCAAGAUUGUGCUAGUGAGACGUGGAGGAACUGACUUCACGAGGAAGCUUUCAGCGGUGCAGGCUGCAGGUGGAGCGAUAUGCAUGGUGGUGGUGGGAUUCAAUCCGGAUGAGAAGAAGUAUCAGCGACCGAUCUGUUGUGUGCAUACGGGAGCGGUGGGUGGCGACGACUUGCCUCCAGAGUUGAGAUCGUUGGAGUGCAAUAUUCCUGUCAUCUACAUCUUGAAGUGUCUUGAGUGUGAACCGCUCAAUACGCAUUUCAAGAGCCGGAGGGACUGCAAGAUUGGCAUACUGGGAGGAGACUUUGCGCUGUAUGAGUUCCGAAUGUCUUUCGGAGAUGUUACCUGGAUGAUCUCGAAGAGGUAUUCUGAGUUCGACGCGCUGGACAAUGUCCUCAACACCAAGUAUGGCCUGCCUCCUGUAGGUCUCCCACCAAAGCAGUGGUUCGGCUUGAGGGACCCCAACGUGAUCCAGUCUCGUCACGAUGGGUUCAACCUGUACCUCAACGACUGCAUCAAACGGCCUGUGCUCGUCCUCUCCCCGGAGUUGCAAUCAUUCUGUGAGAUGCCAGAAGAAGUUAUUAACAGUUUCAAGAAGAAUUAG
Molecule: messenger RNA, 1047 nt
Organism: Guillardia theta CCMP2712
Lineage: Eukaryota; Cryptophyceae; Pyrenomonadales; Geminigeraceae
Exons: 8
Coding region: 1-1047 (348 amino acids)
Molecular function (GO): phosphatidylinositol binding
Source: RefSeq, a predicted model, not a curated record